This is a messenger RNA of Andrographis paniculata, 3247 nucleotides long. RefSeq names its product inactive protein kinase SELMODRAFT_444075-like. The record is from RefSeq and is a predicted model, not a curated record. The transcript is spliced from 9 exons. NCBI's taxonomy places the organism in Eukaryota, Viridiplantae, Streptophyta, Magnoliopsida, Lamiales, Acanthaceae. Gene Ontology annotation, biological process: protein phosphorylation. Gene Ontology annotation, molecular function: protein kinase activity; ATP binding. Bases 913 to 3090 code for a protein of 725 amino acids.
GAGAGAGAUACAAAGAUAGCAAAUCCCAUAAACACUGUGGCUCGAUAAUGUUCUUCACUGAUUGGGGUUUGUGAAUUUUUGCAGGAUUGGGCAAUAAAGAAAAAAAAAAGAUUGAGAUCUAAAGGCAAAGAAUCUCAACUCUUGUGUCAUUUCAUUUCACUGGUUUUUUUUCUGUUGCUUUUUAUUGAUGGUUCAUUUUCUUGCUUGCUUUCCAUUAGGGUUUGGAUGGAUGUGGGCAAUUCUUAGGUGAAAAUAUAUAUGGGGGAUUUUGGGUGUCCCUUCAAUCACAAUUAUUGGUGUUUCAAUCACAGCCCCAAGAUGAUUGAAAAUUCCUAUUUGAUCUGAAAUAGAAUUGGAAAUGCAAAUGGAAGCAUGUGUGUGUGUUUAGUACAAAAAGAAAAGUGAGUGUAGUCAUGUGGCAAAUAGUGGAAGCCAUCCUCAGAUUGAAAAGAACCCUCUUUGCAGAUCUUGCUCAGUGCCCAUUUCUGGAAUCUUCUUGAUCAUCUCAUCUCUUCUUCAAAUUUGACUAUGGGGAGGAAAAGAAAGUGAAGGGAAAGGUUCGUAUGUUUUAUUAUUAGAGCCCUUGAGAGAGAAACAGAAAAAGAGAGAGAGAGAGAGAGAGAGGGUCCUCGUCAAAGGGUGAAAAUUGUGCAUGUUCUUUUAGAGGAGCAGUGAGAAAGUCAGCCAGAGCAGAACAUGGUUUUCAUAACAUGGGUUGGGGUUGGGGUUGGGGGUGGGGUGGGGGGUGCCUAAUAAUGCACACACCUAAUAUCUAAUAUCUCCUCUCUUCUCUUCUUGUAGGCACACAUUUUGUUUAAGUAGGGGGAUUGAUUAGUGUUGGAUUUCUUGAAUUAUUUCUUUGUGAAGAGGAAAAGGUGAAGGUUGUGUGUGUUUUUGAUCUUUGGUGGGCUAAUGAGUAGAGAGUUGAAGAAAGGGGGUGGGGGUGGGGGGUGUGAUGGGGUUCCUGAGAAAGUUGUGGUGGCUGUCAAGGCUUCAAAGGAGAUUCCCAAGACUGCCCUUGUUUGGGCACUCACCCAUGUUGUCCAGCCUGGUGAUUGCAUUACACUUCUUGUUGUCAUCUCUUCUCACUCCUCAGGAAGGAAGUUGUGGGGCUUCCCUAGGUUCGCCGGAGACUGUGCCAGCGGUCACCGGAAGUCAAAUUCCGGCACCGCCGCCGAUCAAAAAUCCGACAUAACAGAUUCUUGCUCACAGAUGAUCCUUCAGCUACACGACGUUUAUGAUCCUAACAAAAUCAACGUCAAGAUCAAGAUCAUCUCCGGGAAUCCUGGUGGCGCAGUCGCGGCCGAGGCGAAGAGAAACCACGCGAAUUGGGUUGUCUUGGACAAGCAGCUUAAGCAGGAAGAGAAACGAUGCAUGGAGGAGCUGCAAUGCAACAUCGUCGUAAUGAAGCGCGCGCAGCCGAAGGUUCUUCGACUGAACUUACUCGGUUCGCCUAGAAAGGAUCCGGAAUCAUCGAAUUCAGACAGCAACAAAUCGACCAAGAACGUCGACGAGCAGAAGGAUUGUAAGAACCCGACGCGCGGCCCUCUCGUCACUCCUUCGAGCAGUCCUGAGACAUUCACCGCCACAGAAGCUGGGACAUUUUCAGUUUCAAGCUCUGACCCUGGAACGUCGCCGUUCGAUAUCAAGGAAGGCGCGAAGAAGGAGAAGCUAAUACCGACGAAACAGGAUCGAGAAGACGUAAACGAAUCGAGUUCCGAUUCGGACGGUGAAAGCUUGUCAUCUUCGUCGAGCUUGAGGUUUCAGCCAUGGAUGGCAGAGAUCGUUUCUUCACACCGUCAAUCGUCGGAGCAUCCCGCAGAGAGCUCGGGUCGAUCAAACCCUGCACACAGACAAAAGGGUUUGUUAGAAAACCUCGCAAAACUCGAAAACGACGUCGGGUACCCAUCCCCGAGCUACCAGUCGAAUCAAGACUUCAGUGGCAGUUUGCGGGAAGUAAUUUCCCUGUCGAGAACGGCCCCUCCCGGCCCCCCUCCGUUGUGUUCGAUAUGUCAACAUAAGGCGCCGGUAUUCGGGAAGCCGCCGAGGUGGUUCACGUACGCCGAGCUCGAGCUAGCGACGGGAUUCUUUUCGCGGGCGAACUUCUUAGCCGAAGGCGGAUACGGAUCGGUGCACCGAGGAGUCCUCCCGGACGGGCAGACGAUCGCGGUGAAGCAGCACAAGUUGGCGAGUUCGCAAGGCGAUCAAGAAUUCUGCUCCGAGGUCGAAGUCUUGAGCUGCGCGCAGCACCGGAAUGUGGUUAUGUUGAUCGGAUACUGCAUCGAGGGCGGCAGAAGAUUGUUAGUUUAUGAAUACAUCUGCAACGGAUCGCUUGAUUCUCAUCUCUACGGACACCAUCGAGACGUGCUCGUCUGGGCUGCACGGCACAAGAUUGCAACGGGAGCUGCCCGGGGAUUGCGGUAUCUUCACGAAGAGUGCAGAGUGGGUUGCAUCGUCCAUCGCGAUAUGCGGCCUAACAACAUUCUCAUCACACAUGAUUUCGAACCACUGGUGGGAGACUUCGGGCUAGCUCGGUGGCAACCCGACGGAGAGACGGGAGUCGUAACGAGAGUAAUCGGGACAUUCGGGUACCUGGCGCCCGAGUAUGCAGCGAGCGGGCAGAUCACGGAGAAGGCGGAUGUCUACUCUUUCGGCGUUGUGUUAGUAGAGCUCGUUACAGGCCGUAAAGCUGUGGACAUUAACAGGCCGAAGGGGCAGCAGUGCCUAACAGAAUGGGCGAGGCCAUUACUGGAAGCUUAUGCCACCGACGAACUGGUGGAUCCGAGGUUGGGGGGCAACUACUCGGAGCACGAGGUGUACAACAUGCUGCGAGCUGCAGCGUUGUGCAUACGCCGGGAUCCUCAAUUAAGGCCCCGUAUGUCUCAGGUGCUACGGAUACUUGAAGGUGAGACGGCAGAUUUGAGCCAGCUGUCUGUGUCUGGAUUUGACGCUGGGAGCCAAAGUGGAAGAAUCUGUUCGGAUCACUAUCUGCAAAAUGAGCAACACGACAUUCCUGUAGUAUGUAGUUCAAGGUUUUCGAUCAACAGGAGAUCGAACUACACGGAGACGGACAAAUCCAGUCGAGAUUAAGAUAUGAAAUGAAGCUGUGUAAAAUGCUUACUCUAGUCAAGUUUCCAUAAAUUUCUUUCGGUGUGUAGCACCGGCGGCAUUUUGAUUUUUGUGAACUAAGAAAUGAAACUGAUAACCAAUUCGAUUAAAAUGAGAAGUAUAUGCAUCAGUUUCUUCA